Molecule: messenger RNA, 1808 nt
Organism: Labrus mixtus (cuckoo wrasse)
Lineage: Eukaryota; Metazoa; Chordata; Actinopteri; Labriformes; Labridae
Gene: cpvl
Product: carboxypeptidase vitellogenic like
Exons: 13
Coding region: 140-1576 (478 amino acids)
Biological process (GO): proteolysis
Molecular function (GO): serine-type carboxypeptidase activity
Source: RefSeq, a predicted model, not a curated record
AAUAUAUCAUGUGACCUUCCCAGAGCUGGUCAUGUGACUAAACGUCCGUCCUGCACAGUCAGUGGUCCGUACAGAGCUGAGCAGCUUGAAGACGUCUGUCUGAUCCAACUUUCUCCUCUUUCUGUAAUCCACAGUAAACAUGAGACUGUGGAGGCAAACUCUUGGUCUCCUGUUGCUGUGGGCCUGUCUGGACUCGGUGCUUUCACGGGGCUGCUCGUCAUUUUUCUGCCGAAAAUCGCACCGUGUCAGCGGCCUGAAUGGAGUCGACCCCGGGUCUCCUCUCUUUCUCACUCCUUACCUGGAGAAAGGCGCCAUAGAUGAAGCCAGAAAACUGAGCCUGGUGGGAGAUUUGCCAGGUGCAAACGUCAAGAGUUAUGCAGGGUACUUGACGGUCAACAAAAAGUACAACAGCAACCUCUUCUUUUGGUUCUUCCCUGCCCUGAUGGCUAACCAAGAUAAUGCUCCUGUCCUGCUGUGGCUGCAAGGCGGCCCUGGAGGCACCUCCAUGUUCGGUCUGUUUGUGGAACAUGGACCGUAUGUGGUGUUUAAGAACUUGACUGUCGGUAUGAGGGAAUAUGCUUGGACAACGAGAUACUCAGUUCUGUAUAUCGACAAUCCAGUUGGAACAGGGUUCAGCUUCACUGAUGAUGACAGAGGUUUUGCUCAGAAUCAGGAUGACGUUGGCAGAGAUCUGUACAGUGCUUUAACACAGUUCUUCCAGCUUUUUCCUGAGUAUCAGUCCAAUGAGUUCUACGCAACUGGCGAGUCGUAUGCAGGGAAGUAUGUUCCUGCCAUUUCUUACUACAUCCACAAACAAAACCCAACUGCCAAAGUGAAAAUCAACCUCAAGGGGAUGGCUAUUGGUGACGGACUCUGUGAUCCAGAACUGAUGCUGGGUGGUUACGGGGAGUUCCUGUACCAAACAGGCAUGAUAGAUGAACUCCAGAGACAGUAUGUCAACCAGCAGACUGACCUGGGAGUGAAACUGAUCCAGCAACAGAAAUGGGUCGAGGCUUUUGAGGUUUUUGAUAGUUUGCUGAAUGGUGAUGUGGAGCCGUAUCCCUCCUUCUUCCAAAAUGCAACAGGAUGCACCAACUACUUCAACUACCUGUCAUGUCAGGAGCCGGAAGACCAAGAGUACUUCUCCAAGUUUGUGACUCUGCCAGCAGUGCGACGUGCCAUCCAUGUGGGGAAUCUGACGUUCCACGACGGCUCAGAGGUGGAAAAGCACCUCGUGCAGGACGUCAUGAAGAGCAUCAAACCGUGGCUGGGGGUGCUGAUGGACAACUACAGGGUGUUAAUCUACAGCGGCCAGCUGGAUGUCAUCGUAGCAGCACCACUGACUGAGAGGUUUCUGCCUACUGUCAAAUGGGCCGGAGCUGCAGAGUUCAAAACAACGCCUCGCUUCCACUGGAAGGUUCAGCCCAGCGACACAGAGGUAGCCGGUUAUGUACGACAAGUCAAAGAGUUUUACCAGGUCAUCAUUAGAGGAGGGGGACACAUUCUGCCGUACGACCAGCCGGCGAGGUCCUUUGACAUGAUUGACAGAUUCCUCUCAACGCGGGGCUGGUACUGAAAUGUUUGGAUGCUCAUGAACGCAUCUCAGAGGAUAUUGUUGAUCACUAACUGUUGAUUUUAAAAAGACUGUUGAUUGUCUCAGGUAACGUAAAUCAGCACUAUGUUAGAUCCGAACACAUCUUUGAAGCUGAUUUUUCUUUGUGUAUGGCAGAAGUGACACUUGGUUUAAGGCCGCUCUGACACACUGCACAUCAAAAAAAAAAAGGGACCCAUGAACAGGGACCCAUGAA